Molecule: messenger RNA, 519 nt
Organism: Prorocentrum cordatum
Lineage: Eukaryota; Dinophyceae; Prorocentrales; Prorocentraceae
Source: the annotation of a GenBank genome assembly
AUGAGGGCGGAGCGCAGCGAGCUGGAGGUGCUCCUGAAGGGCUUCGUGGCGGGCCUGGUCCAGGGGCAGACCCUCCCAGUGGUCACAGGCGGAGGGCUCGCGGAGGACUGCAGGUUGUCGCUGAGCGAGAACCUGCUCUACUUCAGGCUGGAGACCUCGAGCGCCCUGCACGAGAUACCGCUCAGGAACGUCCGGAGGGUCUGGCCCGGCCAGUGGAUCGCGAAGAGCGCGGCCCCCGCGGAGCUCGACGACCUCUGCGACACGCUGGUGCUGCGGAACAACGAGUGCGUCACCUUCCGGAUGCGGAGCGUGAAGGAGCGGUACGACCGAAAUGGUGGCGGAAACGGUGAUCUCAAGCCUGCGAUUUCAGUUGAUGAUGGCAAGCCCGCGAUGUUCGAAGGCCUGACGUACACGGCGAGCUGGCAGAGGAGUCGAUUCGGAUACUGCCAGAACUGCCAGCAAGGGGAGCCGGUUCGUGAUUGGAGCGCGACGACUUCGCCAAGUGCGUGCAGGUCUUGA